Exaiptasia diaphana is the source of this 1758-nucleotide messenger RNA. RefSeq lists its product as uncharacterized. The transcript is spliced from 10 exons. The record is from RefSeq and is a predicted model, not a curated record. Bases 260 to 1540 code for a protein of 426 amino acids. NCBI's taxonomy places the organism in Eukaryota, Metazoa, Cnidaria, Anthozoa, Actiniaria, Aiptasiidae.
UUCAUACAGACUCGGCAAAAAAACUGUCGUGAAUUUGCUUUUCUUCCUGGAGAUAAUUUACAAGAUACAAGUUUAACAGAAAAUCUGAAGUAAGGGUGAAAUUUAACGUUAAAAAGCGUAACCACAAACCUAUUAGUUGUGGGAGUCUCCGCUCGACAAUCGCCAUUAGCCGUUCUCUCUCACAACGUUUUUUGAAAACGUCAAGACAUUUAAGCAAAGAACUGUCUGAUUUUAAUGGUCUUCACUGGAACAACUGAGCAUGAGGCCAGCAAAAUGGUUUUGUACCCACGUUUUUGUCUUCUCAUGUCUACUAUUUUGCGGGAGAAUUCACUAUGUGAUGUGUAAUACCACAUAUGUUAUACGUAAAGAUAAUACUGACAAGUUUGGUUCUGUUCAUAAUCCAAACGAAUGCUUUAGGAAAUAUGCAAAUAUUGUAUAUGUAGCUGCUAAAGAGUGUCAAUGUCCUUAUGCCAAAAGCACAUAUUUUCACUUCAAGAAUGCUUGUGUCAAUAACUACUACUUUGAAAACGAGUUAAAAACUCAAUCAGUUUGUCCUGGAGGCUUGUUACGAAUCCAAAGUGAGCCAUAUCCUGUGUUUGACCUAACAAAUUCAUCAUCCAGCUCAUUGAAAUACGUCAAGACCUUUGAUAGUCAAUGCAGCUUAGAGAACUUGCAUUAUUUGGAUGAAUCGAGUGGAAAGCUGAUCAAUGCAGGGAGUUUAAUUGCGAAAUUGUUUUCUCUUGAAAAACGAACCAAGACGACAGUACAUUUACUCUGGCGUUCAACAUAUGUAUCAAGUUUCUUAAAAGGGAGAGUUGUCCUUCUUGAAUUCAAUAAAAACUGCAAAGUUGAAAUGCAGUUCUCAUCACCAAGUUUUGGCACUAAACCCUGUAUUAUCUUCAAGUCGCUAGGAACUUUAACAUUCAAUCAGUCUCCUACGUGGUCCAGUUCACCGCCUUCAAAUCAUAGGAAGAGGAAUAAAACCGAGAAAUCUUCCUCAAUAAAAGGGCUCAUAGUGGGACCCCUUGUUAUUUUUCUUGGAGUUGUUGUUCUCGUUCUUAUAGUGGUGCUAAUAUAUAGGAAAGUGAGACAGAAAUCUCGGCAAAGAGUCAACGCAACUCAAAAUUCCAAAGAUGAACUUGCGGAUGAUUUUGACAUGGACGGCAAUCCUCGUUCCAAUGUCAGUCAAACAUCCAAUCAGAGCGGAGCAGAAGAAAUGUACAUGAAUACAAUUCCAGACUUACCAAGCGAUCCACCAGCAAAUGCGGCAAAUAUCUCAACAAAUGCACACGGAAAUUCACAGACAGUUGAGUUACAAGAACCAGAGCUAUACGCGUCUAUGAAAGAUGAUGUACUUCAGUAUGAUUAUGCUUCUGUAAAUGGAGUUCCUGGUUCCAAUCAGAACAUACCAAAAGGAAUGCAACAGAUUCCAGGCGCAUUUGAGUAUGAUUACGCUUCGGUGAAUGGCGCCGGAACCUCGUUCCAAUCAGAACAAAUCGGCAGAAGGAAUGCAACAGCGUUCAAUCCCAGACGCAUUUGAGUAUGAUUAUGUUGCUAUGGACGGAGAUCUUCGUUUCGUCAAUAACAGAACAAAAGGGAUGUGCCAGCAUUCAAUCCCAGUGCGUAGGACACAUAACAAAGAAGAUAUCCCCACCCCAGCAAAUCAUGAGCCAAAUGAAUACAUCAAUAAAAAGGGCGAUCCUGAAGAUGGACUUUCAUCUGAGUCAGCCUACCAGCCCCUACAGAUAAAGUCCCCUG